Messenger RNA from Globicephala melas (long-finned pilot whale), 9388 nucleotides. It is a transcript of the gene BICD1, whose product is annotated as BICD cargo adaptor 1. Gene Ontology annotation, biological process: positive regulation of receptor-mediated endocytosis. The record is from RefSeq and is a predicted model, not a curated record. NCBI's taxonomy places the organism in Eukaryota, Metazoa, Chordata, Mammalia, Artiodactyla, Delphinidae. Gene Ontology annotation, molecular function: cytoskeletal adaptor activity; dynein intermediate chain binding; dynein complex binding.
CCGACGCUGCAUCAUUCCGCACCCGCUGCAGCGCGGCCGGACGGAGCAGGUGGAGCGGGCGGGCGCGGCGAGCCGGAGCGCGGGGCCCGAGGAGACUGCAGUGACGCUGCCCGGAGACAUGGCGGCUGUGCGUCUCUGAAUAAGCAGAAUCGGAGCCCCUCGCAGCCUCCGGCCGCCGCAGCCUGGCCAUGCCGCACGGCUGUUGACCGCACGCAGGGGCCGGCCCGGAGGACACAUGCCGCAGCAGCUGCCGCCUCGCCCCUGAUCCUCUCCCCUGCAUUCUCCAUGUUGCAUUUCUCGCCGGUUUCUCAGGCGGUGUAGCCGCGGCUGCCGGAGGGGCAACCGGGGCAUUGCUCUGCUCGUACAUCCAGCUACACGUUUCUUUUCCAUUUUCAUCCUUCCCUCCUUAGUUCCUUUUCCCUUCCCCCGCCUGCUUUGCAUCCAUCUCCCACACCCCGUUACCCCCUCCUGCCUCCAUCCGCCGGGGCUAUGGCCGCGGAAGAGGUAUUGCAGACCGUGGACCAUUAUAAGACCGAGAUAGAGAGGCUGACCAAGGAGCUCACGGAGACGACCCACGAGAAGAUCCAGGCGGCCGAGUACGGGCUGGUGGUACUGGAAGAGAAGCUGACCCUCAAACAGCAGUAUGACGAGCUGGAGGCUGAGUAUGACAGCCUCAGACAGGAGCUGGAGCAGCUGAAAGAGGCAUUUGGGCAGUCCUUCUCUAUCCACCGUAAGGUUGCUGAGGAUGGAGAGACUCGGGAGGAAACACUUCUGCAGGAGUCAGCAUCGAAGGAAGCUUACUAUCUGGGGAAGAUCUUGGAGAUGCAGAACGAACUGAAACAGAGCCGGGCCGUGGUGGCCAACGUGCAGGCAGAAAAUGAGAGGCUCACAGCUGUCGUGCAGGAUCUGAAGGAGAACAAUGAGAUGGUGGAGCUACAAAGAAUACGGAUGAAGGAUGAAAUCCGAGAAUAUAAAUUCCGUGAGGCCCGCCUCCUUCAGGACUAUACUGAACUAGAAGAGGAAAACAUAACGCUGCAGAAACUGGUGUCCACAUUAAAGCAGAACCAGGUUGAAUACGAAGGUUUAAAGCAUGAGAUUAAGCGAUUUGAGGAGGAGACGGUGCUGCUAAAUAGCCAACUGGAAGAUGCCAUCCGGUUGAAAGAAAUCGCUGAGCACCAACUGGAAGAAGCCCUUGAGACCUUAAAAAAUGAAAGGGAGCAAAAGAACAGCCUGCGGAAGGAGCUCUCCCAGUACAUCACACUCAAUGAUAACCAUAUCAGCAUUUCAGUCGAUGGACUCAAGUUUGCAGAGGAUGGAAGUGAACCCAACAAUGAUGACAAAAUGAACGGGCAUAUUCAUGGGCCCCUUGUGAAACUGAAUGGAGACUAUCGGACUCCCACUCUAAGGAAAGGAGAGUCUCUACACCCUGUUUCUGACUUAUUCAGUGAGCUGAACAUCUCAGAAAUACAGAAAUUGAAGCAGCAACUUAUGCAGGUAGAACGGGAAAAGGCCAUUCUUCUGGCCAAUCUCCAGGAGUCACAGACGCAGCUGGAACACACCAAGGGGGCACUGACGGAGCAGCACGAACGGGUGCACCGGCUCACAGAGCACGUUAAUGCCAUGAGGGGCCUGCAGAGCAGCAAGGAGCUCAAGCAGCUGGACGGGGAAAAGGGCCAGGACUCGGGAGAGGAGACCCAUGACUAUGAGGUGGACAUCAAUGGCUUAGAGAUACUUGAAUGCAAAUACAGGGUGGCAGUAACUGAGGUGAUCGAUUUGAAAGCUGAAAUUAAGGCCUUAAAGGAGAAAUAUAAUAAAUCUGUAGAAAACUAUACUGAAGAGAAGACGAAGUAUGAGAGUAAGAUCCAGAUGUAUGAUGAGCAGAUUACAGGCCUUGAGAAGACCACCAAGGAGAGUGGAGAGAAGAUGGCCCAUAUGGAGAAGGAGUUGCAAAAGAUGACCAGCAUAGCCAAUGAAAAUCACAAUACCCUUAAUACAGCCCAGGAUGAGUUGGUGACAUUUAGUGAGGAGCUAGCUCAGCUUUACCAUCAUGUAUGUCUGUGUAAUAAUGAAACCCCUAACAGGGUCAUGCUGGACUACUAUAGGCAAAGUAGAGUCACCCGUAGUGGCAGCCUGAAAGGGCCUGAUGAUCCCAGGGGACUUUUGUCUCCACGGUUAGCCAGGCGGGGUGUGUCAUCCCCUGUAGAAACAAGGACCUCACCUGAACCAGUUUCAAAAGAAAACACAGAGGCCAGCAAAGAACCAAGUCCAACCAAGACUCCCACCAUCUCUCCUGUUAUUACUGCCCCACCAUCAUCUCCAGUAUUAGACACAAGUGACAUCCGCAAAGAACCAAUGAAUAUCUACAACCUUAAUGCCAUAAUCCGGGACCAAAUCAAACAUCUGCAGAAAGCUGUGGACCGGUCCUUGCAACUGUCUCGUCAAAGAGCUGCGGCACGGGAGCUGGCCCCCAUGAUUGAUAAAGACAAAGAAGCCCUAAUGGAAGAGAUCCUCAAGCUUAAGUCCCUACUGAGCACCAAACGGGAGCAGAUCGCCACACUGAGGGCAGUGCUGAAAGCCAACAAACAGACAGCUGAGGUGGCAUUAGCUAAUCUCAAGAACAAAUAUGAAAACGAAAAAGCAAUGGUGACUGAAACUAUGACGAAACUUAGAAAUGAACUGAAGGCUUUGAAAGAAGAUGCAGCAACUUUCUCAUCCCUGAGAGCAAUGUUUGCAACAAGAUGUGAUGAAUAUGUCACACAGUUGGAUGAGAUGCAGAGACAGUUAGCAGCUGCAGAGGAUGAGAAGAAGACUCUAAACACUUUGUUACGAAUGGCUAUCCAGCAAAAACUCGCCCUGACCCAGCGGCUGGAGGACUUAGAGUUUGACCAUGAGCAGUCCCGUCGCAGCAAAGGCAAACUUGGAAAGAGCAAGAUCGGCAGCCCUAAAGUAAGUGGGGAGGCAUCAGUCACCGUGCCCACCAUAGACACUUACCUCCUGCAUAGUCAGGGCCCACAGACACCCAACAUUCGGGUCAGCAGUGGCACUCAGAGGAAAAGACAAUUUUCACCUUCCCUUUGUGAUCAGAGCCGUCCCAGGACUUCAGGGGCUUCCUACCUACAGAAUUUAUUAAGAGUUCCCCCUGAUCCCACCUCCACAGAAUCAUUUCUUCUGAAGGGCCCCCCUUCCAUGAGUGAAUUCAUCCAAGGGCACCGGCUCAGCAAGGAAAAAAGGUUAACCGUGGCUCCACCAGAUUGUCAGCAGCCUGCUGCCUCCGUACCGCCACAGCGCUCACAACUAGCCGGGGGGCAAGACUGCCCGACUCUCAGUCCUGACAUAGCUCUGCCCGAUGAGCAGCCACAUUCCAGCUCUCAGUGCGCCCCUCUACACUGUCUCUCCAAGCCUCCUUACCCCUAGUCUUCAUCUCCCGUGGACGAAUACCUGGGGUGAACGUUUUGUAGCCACACACAGGAUACUGCCCAAGAUCCAGCGCAUGUUUUCUUCUCGGUGGUUAGAGGUUUGAUUGAAUUAAUGGCCAUCAUUUUGCAAGAUGAGAGGAAGUUGGGAAGAAUAACACAAAGCACAGACUCCGGUGUGAUAAAACACUUUAUGGUUUCUCUAAGUCACAGAUAAACUUCUGCAAUCAAAUGGCUACAGUUCAGUUAAAUCAAAAUAAAUGAAACAGGAAAUAUGUAUCUCAAAUGGCUGGCUUUACCUCGAUAGCUUAAGAGAGACCUCAGACAAUGUAAAAUACAUAUAUUGUAAAAUCAUCUUUCCUUACACUUCAAAUUCAGCUACAGAAGUUGAUUCUAAUUUUUUGGUCAUUGAUAUUUACUUUGUACUUUAUUUGCCACAUGAUUUAUGUCUAUAAAAAUCAUUUCUAUGAGAGAUGAACUUCAUUUAUUUUAAAAUACACAUAAUUUGCUCAAUUAAGUAUGAUUUUAAUUUAGUCUGAAAUCUGGAAUUGGCCAGACUGUGGUCAUUUUUCUUGCACAAAGUGAUAAAUGAGGUGCAUCGGAAUGUUAACAAUAACUGUAUUUUGCUGCUACACUGAUAUUGUUUAUGCACUUACUUUCUAAUCGGUAGCUCAUUGUCUGCUGUUUUUUCUGUUUUGUUUUUUUUUUUAACUAGAAUUCUUCACUGGACAUUAUUAAGUAAAUCUAAAGAAGAGACUAUGUUAUGAUUCAUUGACUUAUUCAACUUUUGAUGGCAUCUUUAAUUUUUUUUAAAUUGCAGACAAGUAGAUGCACUGGUGCUGCUCCUUUGUGUGUGUAUAUGUGUGUGUGAUAAUGUUAAAGAAGGCUAAAUAACGUGAAGGGAAAAAAAUGGUGUGUUUAUUUAAUGAUCAGAAUUUUUUUUACUUCUCCCCAAUUCAGGGUCUACUAUGAGUAUUUCUUGUUACAAGAUAUCAAGUAUAAAUGGGAAAAAUAUAUGCAUAUGUAAGUUAGCCUUUGGUUAAUUAAUUUACCCAGAAAGUGUUCAAAUUCUGAUUAAAAUUGUAUGUUCUGUUGUUGUUAGGUUUUUUUCAUAAUGCAUCUUCCUUGCCAAAAAAACAACAGGUAAUAAACCUUAGCUCACUGUCUACUUUUGACAAACACUCAGGUGCCUACAAUCAUUAUGUUAUAUUGAGACAAUACAUGUUCCUAGUUAAUUUACAGAUUCUGCUGAGUAACUUUUAUGACUUAAUUUAAGGCAGUGGAUUUUCACAGCAAAAUUAAUUUUGCACAUAAUCUGACAAACAAGGAAAACAGCUAAUUGAGCUGAAAGGUCUAACACUCUUGGGCUCCUUAUAUCAAGUGCUGCCCACACACCUGCUCCUAUCCCUCAUUCCUUGUCUAGUCAGGUAGCCUUAACUUGUUUAAAACCAUACCGGUUUGACCUUUUCGUGUAAUGAUAUCUGUAACUUCUCUUUAAAACAAAACAAUCCUCACUAUUAACACAAAAGGUAGUUAACAAUGCAGGGCUCUAACAAUGGCGAUCCAGUAGGAGCCACUCAGCUUACUUAGUGGAAGUGGUGGAACACUAGUAGAGUGGCCCAUCAAAGGUGGCAGCCAGUCGACAAGUCGUAAAGCACAGAGCAGGAGCUCUCAUCAAUCGUACACCUAUUAAGUAGUGGUCACUGUUACCAAAGCAACCAAGGGAUUUUGAAUUCCUCAUAUGAGUGCUAUUUUCAACAGUGUCAUUUAUUAUGCAACUUGCAGUAGUUGGAAAUCUUCACCAAAAUAGGGAUUCAGGUUAAAAUACGGAAAAAGAAACAAAACAAAUCUUCAUAAAGCCCUGAUCAUGGCCACCUAAACUUCUGCUCUUUCCACUUGCAUUGCCUUGCUAUUCUAAACAUUUUCUUUAUUUUAUUGGUGUUGUAUCUGCCUGGUACCAGUCUUAGUGAGACUGUGUGGAUUUUAUUAGAGUUCAGUUAAAGGAAGCUCCCCCACCCCCGUCCCUGCUUUUUCUUUUUCAAGCAUCAUGUGUUCGGACCUGAGAAGUGGCAUAGCUGCUAAGUUGACUUUUAAUUAAAAACUGUGCCUGAGGGAAAAUAUGCCUUUUUAAAAAGUACCUCAGAACAUUUUCCUAUAUUGCCUCAUCAGUUUUGUUGGUGGUGCAGGGAAUUCAGCAGUGAGUAUUGUCUGUGUGUAACUAUAGGGCAUUUGUGCUCUCUUACGCUAUAUUUGUGACCAGCUGAAAAGCUGGGUCAUAGACAAAACACUUACUUCUUCCAAUAAAAAGUUUAUCAUUAAGUCUAUUAUAUACUAGUUUUAUUUCAGUUCAUUAUAUUAACAGAGUGGGAAAUGCUUGUUUUGAAAUAGUAAUUCUAUAAAAAUGUUAAUUUUAGCAAACUUUGCCAGAAAGAUAUAGAAACUUGGAAAUAAAUUUCUAAUUUUCAGCACAAAACUAGAUUGUAGUCCCUAAGCAGUAAGAGAGAGUUCCAUGUAUUUAUACUGUGGUUUCACUUAGUAUAGUUUAAACUGGGCCAUAUCUAUAUUUAUUUAUAGGCAUUUAAAAUGGACAAAUAUGUGUAGCAUUGAUAAAAAUCAGUACCUGUAAAGAAACAUCAGGAUUUAAAAGGAAACUGGAAAACUGAAGAACUAGUGAAAAUAAAAAAGAAUAAACCUCAAUAAGACUAGUUGAAGACAGACUUGGGGAAGAAAAACCAACUAUAGAAGUAUAAUGACAAUACUGGCUAAUUAUUGCAAACACAGUGGGCAAAGAUUAAAGAUAACUAGCAAGACUUUAAAAAGUAAGCACAAUUACCAUACUGAAAAGAAUAGGAUGCAGAAAUACUUUACUACUGAGGAUUUUUCUUAGUUAAAAAAAUAAAAUAUUUAAAAUAAAAAGGAGCAAUAAAUUGCCUUUGGUCUGGGUGCACAGGGGCAUACAGGACCCAGAAUUAAUCAUUCCAAUCAACUCAUGAUUCAUCAUAUCCCUUUUUCAUAUCCAGUUCUGUUUCAAUAAGAGGAAUUUGGAGAACUUGGUGAAAAUAGAAAGUUAUUAAAUAAUUAAGAAAAGAUUUAUCAAGAUUAUACUUUAGCCUAGGGAAGAAGAGGUACAAUAGUGAUCAUCAAGAAAAUUUAACAAAGGAUAGGUACCAACUAUGGCUGCCGUUACGAAGAUUAGAAUUAAAAAAAUGUCUUCGGUCUGAAGGAUUUAUAUUAACUCUUGGAAGGAGACUUUAAACAGUAGGAAAUUAAUCAUCAAAAUUGAUAAUCAUAAGGAAGAUUUGUUUUUUAAGAAUUAAAUAUUACUGGUGGUCUAGUAAGGAUUAAGUUAUGUGGCAAGAAAUCUUACCAUAAUGUAUUAUAAUUCUGGGAUUCCAUAAUUCUAUGGUUCUUUUAUUUAAAAUUUAAAAAUACAUUAAAUUUAUACUGGUUAGUCAUAAAAUAUUUUAUCCCUUGAAAAUAGGAUAACAAUCUUAAUUUUUCCAAGAUAUUUGGUUAAAAAACAAAACAGCGUUGUCAGUAUUAUUUUUCCUUCCAGCUAUAUUUCAUAAUAUCUUUAAAGUUGUCCAGAAUGUAGUAAUUUUACCAUAAAAAGCCUCAAUUGUCAGAGUCUAAAAAAACAAACGUCCUCAGGAAUACUUCAGAAAUAGGUAUGCAAUCCCUCAGGGGGACAAAUUCUUCUCAAAUUUUAUCUUUUCUUAAAAGGAUCUUCAGUCUACAAUAUUUGCUUUUUCCAUGCUUUGAAAAAUUUUCCUGUACAGAUAGUCUUUCUGUUUCAAACAAGCAUGAAACACCAGUCAAAUUAAUCAACUGUGAAUGUGGACAUUUCCUGAUAUUCUGUUUUAAAUAAAAUCUUUACAAUUCUCAAUUGGAAAUUACAAAAUAUGAAAAGGAAGAAAUGAAAUAUAUUUUCUACUGAGCUAAGAAUGGCAAAUUUAAUGUGUAAUUGUUAUAAUCAAUCAGCCAAAAGACAUAAUCUGUAUCUUAGAAAGACACAUCAUGGGAAACUGAUGGAUUUCCACCAAGGAACUGUGCUAGUUCAACCCAUGAUGCCACAAAUGUGUUAAUAUUGUAGAUAUAAAGUAGGACUAGAUUCAAAAGGAACUCUUAGGAUAAAGUUCAUAAUUUAAAAAAUUUACCCUCUAUGUUUUUUGUUUGUUUAUAAACCAGAGUAAUUUAAAAUAGUCCUUAUAUUUAAGAUUUCAAAAAAUUUACAAGAAUAUGUUUUCAUUAAAUAGAAUACAAUUCUUCAAAAAGCUGUUAAAUUGAAGAUGUGAUAGAUAACAUGAUCAGUACUGAUAUUGACAAGCAAUUUUUAUUUUAAAAUCACUUUCUGUGGACGUACAAGACCAAUCUAGCUCCCGAGUGACCUUUUCCAUUGUUUGUAAUAAUGCCCCCAGAUGAGUUGUAUCUGUAAUUUAAUUCAUCUUUAUUUAAAUGACAAGUUAACUGCCACAGUCCUUGAUACAUUGCAUUUGUAUCCUGAUCCUAUUAUAUUUACAUCUGAAAGAUUUCAUCUAGACAUCUCUUUUGUCCUUCUUAAAGAAUAACUUAAAAAGAUAUUUAGUAUUAAGAUAUGUUCCCUAAUCAAGGAUUUUCCAGAAAUAAUAUUCUACUUAUGAAGAAGAGCAGCAAUUAACUGCCUUUAGUGUAAGGGUGUGAGUGCAUAAAAGUAUGCCGUGUAAAAUGUUUGCAUGAGAUAUUUCACAUCAUGUAAGCUUUCCCAUAUUCAUAAUAUGAACACUAUAGAAAAUCUUAUUUCUCUUGUGAUCUCUCCAUUAGGAAUGUAAGGAGAUUCUUUCCUAUAUCUGGUCUCCUUUCCAUAUUGAAAUGCAUGGCUCUAAUCCCUGGUGUAUUUUCAUCCUUUCCUCUAGAGUUAUUUGAAAUUUGCCCUAUUUAAACUGAAGCCUGGAUAAACUGCUGAGCCAGAUUAUUUCUGUGGUUGGAGUUUAAUUGCUAUAGAACAUUGGUUGAGAACAUGUUUUUAUUUUAACUUCUUUUUCUUUCAAAAUUAUUCUGUUAUGGUCCUCUAAUGAAAACACUGAGAAGUAAAUCUGAUGCUUUCUAGUAUGACUGUUUUUCUUUUUAAAAAGUCAUUUUAAAACAAAUAUCAGAGAACUAUAAAGAGAAAUGGCAUCAUUUUGUUGACAAAUCAUUAUUCAGUGAUAAUGGAGAUACAGAAUGAAUCAUUUUGUUGUUUGAGUUCAAACAUAUGAUUGUGCACCAAAUCUUAGAGGAAGUAAAUGAUUUUAACUUAUUGUCACAAAGUUUUCAGCUCAAUGGUGUGACUGUUAGUCAAUUAAACAAUUCUUUGAAAAUAUUUUAUGACAUUUUUGUAAUCUACUCAGUGUUUUUAUUUGCAUGAUUAUGCAUAUGUGAUGAACCAUACAUAAUUCUAACACUGUAUUUCUUUCCAGUAUUAACACUUGUGUAAUGUGUGGCCAACCCUGAUUUGUACACUGUAUGAUUAUUGUUGUAAUGGCCCUGCUAUUCUUACAUUUAAUUGCAAUUUUGUUAUUAUGCCUUUUGGUGUUAAAUGAUGUGAAGUGUUUCCACCUAAUGAUAAUACCAUAUGAAAACUUGACUAAAAGACUGACCUAAGACACUCUCUGUUGCUAAUUAUUUUUUUAAAUCCAAAUUUCAUAGGAAACUUGUUCUCGAAGACAAAUGCCUUUAUUUUAAAUCCAAAAAAUUAUUUUAUGAAUUUAUUUUUGCUUGUCCUUUUAAACUUUUUUUGUUGACAAUCCUAAGUGAAUGUCUCAUGGGAGAAUCCAUACAGUAUGUGCUUGUAUUUAUAUUUGAUCAUGCACUCAAUGGUUGGAAAAGGCACUACAGUGCUAAGAAAAUAACCGAGGCCAAUACAUCAAUUCUUUUAUCUUGGUUUAUGUUACCAACCGCAUAUGGUGUAAUGCAUAACUCUUUCCAGUAAAUAAACUGGUUAUCUUUCAUUCAUUUCA